Molecule: messenger RNA, 867 nt
Organism: Bacidia gigantensis
Lineage: Eukaryota; Fungi; Ascomycota; Lecanoromycetes; Lecanorales; Ramalinaceae
Exons: 4
Coding region: 1-867 (288 amino acids)
Source: RefSeq, a predicted model, not a curated record
AUGAGUGUCCAAGACCUUGCCCGCUCUCUCACCGCGGCCGGGUGGGCUAGACUUCCGGAUCAGGAGGAAGAAAAAUUCUAUCUGGUCCAUGUGAGGGAUGGUAAUAUGAUCGAGAAGCUAUGGGUAGGCGACAACGCCAAGAAUGAGGUUGUGAUUGCUUCAGAUGCUAGAGAUAGCACCACGGCCUCCUACCUAAUCUACGCUGGACAAGAUCUUUGCUAUGCCUACAAUGAGGACAUUGAAGAGUGGGAGCAAACCGGACUCGGCAGGAAGUGGAACAUCGUCACCAGCCCACAUAGCAAGCUGAGUGCUAGUUUCGGUCCCAAUGGCACAAUCGUAGUUUCCUAUCAGGACCCAGCUGGCCGCCUGGCAGGCGUCAUGAGCGCAGCCGAGGACAAGUGGGAGGCAUUCAGUCCUCCUGAGGCCGACCCUCUUGCGGGAACCCCCCUAUGCCUUGAAAAUAUCGACGACAAGAUGCACCUCUUCUAUGUUGGAAAGAAUAGCAACCUUCGCUACCUACUUUUUGAUCCUGCAAUUGGCAAAUGGCAAGACAACGUGCUCCAAACUGCCAAAUUUGACACUCCUAUCGACAAUUUUAGCGUUGUCAAGAACCCUGAGAAGGACUCUUUCCAGAGCUAUUUCCUUACGGGUGGUUCCAUGUGGAACGUUGACGGGGACAAAGGAAAGACACACCUUGGUAAAGUAGAGAGCAACGGCAAAUUGAUCCCCUCGGAUAAGGCGCAGGCUGGCUGGAGGAAGUCACCGGCAGCAGGCUCCGCAUUUGGUAUUGAGCUAGAAGCGGAAGACAUGGGCAUUCCAUACUUUGAAAAUAAAGUAUACUUCGCGUCAUGCGGUCGGCCUAGAUAG